CUUUGGUGGACACUCUAACACAAUAGAGUCACCAAGAAGACACUGAUACCAACACGACUGCUGUCAUAUAUGAGAAGGUGCCUCCCAGACUCCCAUGUUUCUCAAUAUUGUUAUUUCUCUUAUCAAAAGUGAUAAAUUUGACGGAUACAUAAUCAUGCAUGCGCAAUGCAGGAAACAACAACGUGGGCUGACCAGACUUCCGCCUUCGUCUGGGAUCGUCCAACAGUGCCGGAGAGCUGGGAAAAUACGUCAUUCAUUGACGGAGAGACUAAAGGCAACACCAAUGGCCAAAGCCUUCUUGAGGCUUUCUUGGACAUCCCUGACCACUCCUCGAGGUCCAACUACGAGCUCUCUGUCUUUAAUCAGAUAUUUGAGUCGGACAGACUUGAAAAGAUCAGCGACGGAGAUUAUGAAGACACAAAAGGGUUGACAGUUUGGAUUCACGACAGAAAUAUUACAACGGGCGAAACUCGCCCAUACAAUGGUCCAAUUGUAACAAAGAAGUUCGAUGAGGUGUUGAAGCGAGAGCGUUUGUCGGACCCGGAAUUGACAGAUGUUCAUAUACGUCGCAUGUAUUUGCCCAAUCCAUAUCCAUCGACAUUAGGAGUAUUGGCUUUGAGCUCCUCGCAGCAACACCGUGUUAUGAUCAGAGAGAUGAUUUACAAACAUCUCAAGGGAGAUACUUCUCUAUCUGUCGAGUUUGGUCUUGCCGGAAGGACUUUCACUUUCGAGUCCCACAUCCCAUUCUUCGUGCUUAAGACGAGCACAGCCGCCAAAAUGGAUAAUCGAAUGAACUCUAAAAGCAAGCCCUUACGAAAAACUCAUGACCUAUCCUUCCUAUCAAGGUCCCGUAAUAGACUCCAUAACGAUACAACAGCCGCUGCUCUACAUGAGUGCCACACCUCAAUGGUCAUAACUGGAUGGAACCUGAACUUCUGGACAGCAUGGUGCUUGAAUGAUACAUACUACUACGACGACGAUGGCAAUGAUUGCUGUAAUGAAGACAUGCUACUGUACUACGUUAAGCCGGACAAAAACGACGAUGACAACGACGACGACGACUCUGGCCACGACUUGGAUCCGUUGAGCAUUGGAAAUCUCUCCGCAAAUGGCACAUCUCCAGAAGAUCCACGAGAAUACUUCUUGCUUAUUCUGAAGUUUAGGAUGCAAAAGUACAAAGAAGAGUGGGCCAACAUCCUUCACUAUGUGAAUGAUAGUGUCUCUCACUCUUGGAUACUCAUAUCUCACUCUUACGAGAGAAAACAACCCUGGGAAAUAUUGAUGACCACUCUGAAGCGGUCCAAAAUGAUGAAGCUUGGGUGAUACAAACCAUCAAUCUUUUAACCAAGCUUAUAGCCGCACUAUCCAAGACAAUUAGAUAUUGCCGCAGGUUUCAUUCAAGAGACGCACGAUCAAUCACUAUGGAAUCGGAUACCAAUAUCCCUAGCCGAACGGGCAAUACUCUACAUUUAAU
Molecule: messenger RNA, 1474 nt
Organism: Colletotrichum navitas
Lineage: Eukaryota; Fungi; Ascomycota; Sordariomycetes; Glomerellales; Glomerellaceae
Exons: 5
Coding region: 166-1323 (385 amino acids)
Source: RefSeq, a predicted model, not a curated record